AUGACAGGAACCGUCGUGAUUCAAGAUGGAAUGGAUGAGCCCUCAGAACAUUUAACCAAGAAACUUCAGACUACUGAUUGUGUUACUAGUACUAUUCGUAAGCACGCCUGUCAUGCUGGCAUUUGUCAUAAUAGUACAACCUAUAUUCAUGGUUGUGAUACUUAUCAAGAUGAUCAAUGUGAUAAUCUUACUGUUCAUUUUGAUAUUUACAAUUCUACUAGUUGGCGUAAUACAACUUGUCAUCUUUAUGCUUGUUACGAGGAGGUGACAGAAAAUUGUGGGACUGCCUAUUUGAUUUUUAAAUCUUGUAGUAAUGGUGAUUGUCGGAAUGGUGUUACUCAUAUUCAUGCUUGUUAUAGUUCUUCUUAUCCAAUGAACCAACGUACUGGUGCAUCUGCUCUCUCUGGUCUUGAUGUUGAGAAUGGUGUUGAUGAUAUUUUUGAUAUUCCUUGUGUUAAUCUUCUUUUUUAUACUUAUCGUCGUACUCGUUUUGGCAGUGGCAAAUAA
Messenger RNA from Didymodactylos carnosus, 507 nucleotides. The record is from the annotation of a GenBank genome assembly. NCBI's taxonomy places the organism in Eukaryota, Metazoa, Rotifera, Eurotatoria, Philodinida, Philodinidae.